GCUUCGGCUGGAUUUCCGUCCCCGUCGCGCGCCAGGGGCAGGAGCCGGGGAGAAAAGGCUACCCGGGUCUCGCGGCCAGCGAUGUCGCGAGCGGCGCCUCAGGCAGCCUGAGGGAGGAGCCGGAGGAGGAGCUUGAGGGGGGCGCGGGGGAAGCGGGAGAAAAAGCGCCAGCCUAGCAGUCCCCGCGCAGUCAGGCAGCGGCUGCCUCCGAGCCGAGCGAAGCCCCGCUCGCCCUGCGCGCCCUGAGGGAUGAAAGUCGGGAACGAGGGGCGCAGUCCAGAGGUCCGCUCCUGCGAAGAAGACGACGACGACGAGGAGGAGGCGAGAGAAGAGUCCCCUCUCAGAGGGUCUCUCUCGGAAAGGGAGCUCUAGCUGACCGCAUGGGCUGGUGAGCGGACCGCCAGAGAGGGCAAGCGCCGCUUCCCGCCUUUUAAGUUUGCCACUGCUGAGCGGGCAGGAGAGGGACACGCUCGCCAGCGCAUGAGGGGAACCGUCCCGGGGACUCGUGCCAUUUCCACGCAAGGUUGUCUCCCCUGCCCCCCUUGUUCCCUGGGAACAAGAAGGGGCUGGGCUUAGUCCUUGCGAGGUGGAGGAGAGGAAGAGAGAAAAGCCCCUUUCUGAAGAGAAAAGGUUUUCUGUGGGAGGGAAGAGACGGGGCUGCUUCGCUUGCCUGUUGCUUUGUGGAGUUUCGCUUUCCUAGACUGCCCCGAGCAUGGAGCCCCAGCCGCCCGCCCCCACCUCCCUCUACCACAUGAACCACACCUGGGGCUUGUCCUGGCUGGACUCGAAUGCCUCCAGGUCGGCUCCCGAGCGCCCCCUGGAGGAGGGGAGGGCCAGUUUCCUCUUCGAAAUUGGCAUCGAAAACUUCAUGACCUUGAUAGUCUUUGGCCUCAUCUUCAUCCUGGGUGUGGUGGGCAACUCCUUGGUCAUCACCGUGCUGGCCAGGAGCAAGCCGGGCAAGCCCCGCAGCACCACCAACAUCUUUGUCCUCAACCUGAGCAUUGCCGACUUGGCCUAUUUGCUCUUCUGCAUCCCUUUCCAGUCCACAGUGUACAUGUCGCCCAGCUGGGUGCUGGGCACCUUCAUCUGCAAGUUCAUCCACUACUUCUUCACUGUCUCCAUGCUGGUCAGCAUUUUCACGCUCUCGGCAAUGUCUGUGGACCGCUAUGUGGCCAUUGUGCAUUCCCGGCGCUCCUCGUCCCUGCGAGUGUCCCGCAACGCGCUGCUGGGCGUCGGGGUCAUUUGGCUGCUCUCGAUUGCCAUGGCCUCGCCUGUGGCUCACCACCAGCGUAUCGUUCACCAUGAAAUCAUCAACCAGACUUUCUGCUGGGAAGUAUGGCCCAAUCUUCAUCACAAGAAAGUCUACGUGAUCUGCACUUUUGUCUUUGGGUACCUGCUACCACUGCUGCUCAUCUCCUUUUGCUAUGCGAAGGUGAGUGCAGGUGAAUUAGCACAAGUCAUGCCAUAGAUGUGUGUGAGAGGCAGCCAUUCCCAAAGUAUAUAGGGAAAGCAGCCUUGGAGAACAAUGACUUACACAGCAGACUGCACAGUGGUAAAAAAAAGCUUGGACUAAAAUGAAUGUUUAGUGUGCAAUGAAUGUUUAGUGUGACAUUACUGUGCAUAAUCUGUGUUGGCUACAGAUAUAAUUGCACGAUGUUUAACAUACACUAAAAGGUUAAAGGUUGCAUUUGCAAGGACUUUAUUGACCAUGAGGCAGUAGUUCAUGUGCAUAGAGGCUUAAUUAAGUUAUAUAUGGUGUAGUUUUGGUAAGUCAAAGUUGAAAAGUGUCUGGAAUGGUUGCACACCAGAUAAAUUCCAGAUGGUAAGGGCGGGGGGUGAUCUCUUUAUGAUAUUAUAAACUUUAGACUAGUAACUAGAGAUAUAUUUCAGAGGUUACAAUAAGUGUAACUUCCCAUUUCAAACACAUAGUACUCAGCCACAUUGUAUUGAAACUGACUCAAGGCAGAGCCAUACAACCUCGUUAUAUGGCUUCCAUAUGAACUAAAUUGCAGCUGCUUCAAAGAUAGGGCAAAUUACAGUUCUUACCGUACCCUGUGUCAAAAAUAGAGAGGCCCUGAUCCAGAUAACUUUGCAAGCGGCAACAGGCUGUGUGAAUGAAUGCUGCUUCAUAUUGCAGUCUUUUGCUUUAAAAAUCUCAGUGUGAAUGACUUUCUGAGGGGAAAAAAAUAGGGGUUUCCUAAAAUCUGUUCCUGCACAAAGGCACUUCCAGGUGGUGGUUGCACAGUUCCUAUCCAUAAGGCAAUCUGUGAAUUAAAGUGUAAUCUCUUUUGAUAGAUAUCAGUGGAAGUUUUGCUUCUGAGAUGAAGGGUUCAUCCUGACUAUCUGAUUGAGAUAAAAAGAAUCAAUAGAAAUGCUAGAACUAGACGGGACUAAGACAUCAAAUUACAAUUGAUUUGAAACUCCACAUUCUCUUCAUUCUGACAACACAGUGUUUUUGCUUGGAUUUAUAAUCUGGAGGCUUGGAUAGCUUAGUUGGUUGAGAAGGAGGCUCUUAAUCUCAAGGUCCUGGGUUCAAUCCCCAUGUUGGGUAAAAGAUUCCUGCAUUGCAGGGGAUUGGAUUUAGAUGGUCCUCAUGGUCUCUUCCAGAUCUACAAUUCUAUGGUUCUGAGUUGUCUUAAUACAAAAUGGCAAUCCAUUCAUCAUACAACAUUUAUAAUUAAUUGUUACCAUUAGCCAUAGUUUCACUGUUGUAAAUGGUAACAAAUUUUGAAACCAGUUUUUAGUUAGAAAGACUUUGUAUUUAGCCCAGAAUCCCAGUACUUCCAAUAUUUCCAGUACAUCAGAAUCCUUGAAUACUAUAUGCAUGCACUGAUUUACUAGUUUUAUUAAGCAGAAAACAGAUAACAGGAAUGCAAACCAUCACUUUUCAGAAUGCCUACUAGUUAAUUUAUUAUGUGAUCUAUAUGAGGCUGUUGGCAGCACUCAUUAGGAGUUUUAGAGCAAGGUGUCAUGAUGAAAUGCUGCUCUACUUCUCCGUAACAUCAGGAGAGAAUGUGAAAACUCUGGAUUGGUAUCAGUGCAGUGGUGAACUGGAUGAGGGCCAAUAAAUUGCGUGAAUCCUCAAAAGACAGAGGCUGUUUGGGUGGUGGUUUCUGUGUCCAGGAUACAGGGAAUUAUUUGUUCUUGAUGGGGUCACACUGCCUCUGAAGGAGCAAGUGCAUAGCUUGGGAAUAUUCCUGGAUACCAUCAUUAGAUGUCUGAGUGUCCUCUGCGGCCAUGGAGUUCUUCUUAUCAGCUCUACGUGGUUCACUAGCUAUAGCUGUUCUUGGAAAGGGAUAACCUGACUACUGUAGUCCAUGCUUUGGUAACCUUGAGGCUGGAUUACUGUAAUGUGCUCUAUGUGGGGCUGCUCUUGAACCUGAUUUGGAAGCUCCAGCUGCCACAGAGUUUGGUGGCCAGACUGCUGAUGGCAAUGCAUAAUCUCAGUCCCUGAGAUCAUCUGCUGUAGUAUCAUUGGUUGUUAUCCAAGCUGGUAAGGCUCAUUUGACAUCAACACAAAAAAGAGCUUUCUUUCAUCAGUUCUAUCUUGUGGAAUGUACUUCCAAUAUAGAUUCAGCAGAUGCCUUCUGUUUCAAUUUUUAAAAGCCUGCUGAAACCUUUUCUGUUUUGCCAGGCUUAUGCAGGCAGAUAAGAAUGCAUCUUUCCAUAAUAGUUAGCUGAUUAGCUCUUAUUUUAUUUUUUAAUGUGCUUUUAUUAUAUGUAGAUAUUAAAAUGCCUUGAUGUUUUAUUAUAUAGUAGUAUAUAAAUAUUUUGUUAUAAAUAAAUAGUUUUUGUAAGGGAAAUGUCUCCAUAUUCAAUAACAAAAGUGGCAGGGUAAAAUGAUUAAAACCAUUGUUAGGCUGCUUUGAUAGUAUAGGACACAUUAAUUGUCAGAGUAAAAAUGUGACAUUAGCCACAUUCAGGCAUUUUCCCACAUAUAAUGCCUGCACAUAGAGAGAAAGGGGCAAUGAGAGUGCAUUGCUGAUCUUGUUCUGGAUAGCAUGCCUCUUGGACAUCUGUGCAUUGGUGAAGACACUGUAGCUGAUAUGGAGAAUUUUUCUAUGCUGACAUCUGUGUGGACGUCCAGGGAGCUGAUUGCGAAUGGAGCCAGUAGCCUGCUGCCUCCUUCUGUAUGUUCUUCGACAGACAGAAGUGACUCCCAAGUUUGGACAGAGCUGCUAUUCUAGUUUCCUGGUGGGUCAUUCACUGUGGCUUACUGCUCUGGUGAGGCAGUAGGGAGAGUGGCUUGGUGAAAAUGCACCUGCAGAAGUAGCAGAUUGGCUCUGCUGGUGCACUUUCACUGUACCAACCCCACUAUUGAUAAGCAACAUCGACUCACUUGCCAGAAAACUAAUGUGGCCCCCUUCCCCAACCUGGCUUGCCAUUGCUGAUGAAUAGUGAGGUGGUUUGAGUAUUGAACCUGGGAGACCACAUGGCCAUGAAAUUCCCUGCGUGACCUAGGGCCAGUCACAGGAUGGUGUAAGGAUGAAAUAGGGAAGGUAGAACCAUCUAUACCACAUUAUUAGAAAUGUAAUAAUGAGUAAUAAUAGCUAAAUAUAUCAAAAAUGCCUUAAUGGGGCUAACGGCUCUUCUGAUCUUGGUCGCACCUUAUAUGUUGCAAUGUCAAGAGAGGGAGAGUUUAAUCAUGUGCUUAUUUAAACAGUGUUUGGUGAAGCAGUUGUAGGUGAAAUCACUGGUGGCUGCUUCAGGAAUUGGGGACGAGUGGCAUUCUUGCCUGUACCUUUAAGUUGUGGGGGGAUGGAGUGAAGGAAGUGAAUGGUUGCUGACUGAAUAGUCACCACUGGUCCAGCUAUUCAUGAAGUAACUGUGUGCUUGUAUGGUGGAAACUGAGAUUCUCUCUUGCCUCAACAGUCCUCUCCCAGUGCUAAAAUAAAUGCAGGAACCAGCUACCUCUACCCCUGAUUGCCACCAACUGCCUGCUGACACUUUUGCCCAGCAAACUCCCGAAGUGGCUGUCACCAUUCUUAAAUCCCCCCUCCCCAACUGCUCACUCAGGAUGAGUACAAACGUUAAAAGUACUACAGUAAUGGAAGACAUGCAUCACAAUGGGCUUCCUCCCUCUGGAAACCUACCAUUUAAAAGCAACCCUCUGCUCUCAUUUUGUCAAUCAAAUUCUUGUCCAAAUAGAAACAUCUCACAAAAGUUCAACAGAGCAGCUGCUACAUUAUUGUCACACAACCUUGGUACAGCCCACAGAAUUACUAAAGCAUAAUGAGUUACAAUACCUCAGUGUAGUGGUUGUUAUUCCUAGUCUUAGUUUAAUUGUUGGCAUAAGAUAUCCCAAAGUUGGCUGUGUGUAUAAUUGCUUAUAUCACAGCUGCAUAAUUACAGCCUCAGGAGUUAUUAGGGUACAAAUGAAAACACACACUAAAUAAAAUCACUUCUAGCCUGUUGCCUUCUCAAGGGGCAAAGGGUUCUUUUUGGAUUCUAGUGGCAAUAAACAAAACAGGAACUUUGUACUUAAACAGGGAUUGUUUGCUAGAAAAAAAUAGAAAGCAAACCAUAGAAAAUACCAGAUAUCUCAGGGCCCUGUGAGUUGCCGCAGGACAGCAGCACACCCUCCCACUCCUUCAGUCUACAGCUGGCACUGGGAUCUCCGACUAAGCAGGGGCAUGACUGAGUUUAUAUACUUUUAAUGUUUCAAGCUGAAGUCACCAAAACUUUUCCACUCUUCUGGUUGUUGACUUCAAUGCCUGCUGGUGACUUCAACGGCCUGGUUAGUAGCUAAGGGCGAAGGCUUAUUACUCCUGUGCCUAACCUCCUGCCUUGUUGCAGCUGUGCUGCUUCUCUGCCUUCCAGAUGUGGAAGUUGCUGCCAGAUAUCAAGGGAGAGGGGCCAGGCAGCAGAAGAGUCGGUGUGGGCCAGUGUUCCUGCCAUUGUGCCCAUACCACAUCAAUGUCCCUGCCAUCUUGCUCCUCCUUUUCCUCUCCCUCUCAGUAUUGGAUCACUGCAUUGGAUCACUGCCAAGUAAGCAGGAAUUAAUUCACCCAAUGAGAACCCCCCCCAAAAAAAGCCCCUCAUGUUUUUGCCCCACCUCUUUAUAGAUGGAGCGAUUCAAUAAAUGCUGGGGCAUAUCAAUUACAUUCUCCCUGUAAAUACAAUGCCUCUGGUUAUAUGGAAUAUUUUAAAAUCAAAUAAUCAAAUCUAUAAUCUCCAUAGCAAAAAAAAUAUUGCACAAUGAUCUUAAACAGGCCAAUGUUUACUAGAUUACUGUAAUUUUUGUUAGCUUUUUUGGUCGUAACACCACUGAUACAUCCAGCCCAAUGGGAUUCUUCCCAUAAGGUUAAUGGCAUCAAUAAAUUUGACUGAUUUGGGUCUCUAUCACACUCAUUUGUUUCUAAAAAGUUUGGGUGGAGGAUGCUGUGCUCAUUAGAGUGGGAGCUUUCUGACAAAUAAAUUACCUCCUCUGUCACCUGUUCUGUAACAGAUAUGUGAUUAGCUAUUUUCAGACUAUAGCCAUCUAAAAUAUUUUUUUCAAGCAGUUCAUUAAGGCCUCUUGGGAGAAAAGCUUUGUGAACUUUUCUGCUGUUGUUAAACUUUAGACAUUAAAGUUUAUUGCAUUUUUCAUGCAUCUUAAUCCAGAUAAUGUCUGGGAUAUGUCCCUGAAAUACUACGCUCCUUCAGCUCCUAUAAAAAACAAUAGCUGUUUAAUAAAUCUGGCUUCUACUGGAAAGAGAAGCAGCAUUUCGGUAGCCAGCUUCUCCUCAGGAUGUUCAUUUGUCUGGAUAAAUAGUAUUAUUUAAGAACACUUAUGAAUACGAUUUUCACAUAUGCUACUAAAAGUGUCUUUUGCUAUUUGUGUGUGUACUGUGGAUGAAUGACUUUAAAAGAGUCAUUCAAAUAUCACAAAUGGAAUUUUUUUUGUUUUUUUUAAAAGAAAAAAAAUACAAUGAAGUAAAUCCAGAUUAAGUUGGAGGUGGUAAUGUGAAUUGCCAUUUUGAUGCCAACAGAGUUGUGUGGAUGCUGCAAAAAACAUGAUGAACAACAUUUUUCACAAGAAGUACCUGCCUGAAAUUACCCUUGGAUGAUUCAGAAUUGGCCUCAGAAGCUAAAGUAAAGCAUAAUUUCUGAGAGUCUUUGACAUGGAUUUUCACAGGUUUUGCUUCAGUUACAAGAAUGAUUGCACUGUGAUUAAUACUGAAAGAUUAAUGAGGCAAUUUCAGCUCAGUUCAUUCACUUGGCUUUUCAAGGCUGAAAAACGAAUAAAAUAUUAUAAAUUAACAUCUGCUUUUUCUUGUCUCUGAAGAAGUCAUUUUGUACAAAGUGCCUGACCACUGUGGAUUGACUAAACAUUGAUUAUAUAACCUUUCCUGAGCCUCUGGAGUGGCUUUUCAUGAGGUGGAGGCAUCGUUCGAAAUUCGCCAGGUGCAUUUUCCACCUGGUUAUUGGCCACUUGCAACCAAGUGAACUGCCUGGGCACCAGGAUGGUGCUUGAUAUCUCCACCAUCUGGAGGUGCAUGCCUGGAGAUCCUUGGAUCUUGACUGUUUUCACACACUAGCAACAGAUUCUGUAGAAUUCUAUCCAUUAUAUUUUAUCUGCACAAUCAGAAUGGAUUUCAGGAACCAAAAAAUUGUUUUGGAAGAAAAAAAGAUUUUUGAGCCCUCAAAUGGCAACUAGGCAUUCUGUUUUGGCAACUAUAACUCUGGUUUAAGGAGCCAAUUGGUGCUGAGCUUAUAUUUCUGAGUUUCUAACAUUGGUUGGAGGGGAUUGCAACCUGCAAACCAUGCAUCACACAAUAGCAGGUCUAUAAUAGCAGCAGUAGGAAAGUAUUAAAAAAAAAUUGAAUUGAUCUGUUUUAUGUAACAGGUAAGUAAGAGCAAUGCAUUCAUAUAAUUAUCUCUACUGAACAGUUAAGAACAUCCAUGAUUUUAUCAUUAACCCCAAUGAAAAUUAUUGAUAUAUUAAUUUAAAGCAACACUUCCCAUAUACUAAGUGCUAAUGAAGAGGUAUUAUAUGAAACAAGUGGAUGAAACCAUAAUAGCUGCCUUGCAUCAAUCAAUAUUGGCCGUACUUGGGGCUUAAAUCAUGCUUCAACCUCUUAUGAGCUAUUAAUGUAUUUCCACUGAUUGACACUGGACUCACUGAUUGCCUUGGUGAGGAGAACAAGAGCAGGAUGAGAGGGCAUUAGCAAUACUCGCUCACUCCUGUUAUAGCAAGCUGCUGGAAGGAGGAGGGCAGCACUGAACUCCAGGCACCUCUUCUGAUAUCCACUCCAUUGAGUCAAAGUUGACGAUUGUGAUGUGAUGGUCCUCAACAAGAGUGAUCCUGAAGGGGGAGCCACCAAUGGGUACCACACUUUGUGUCACUUGUCAGGAUUGCCAUGUCAGUGAGGCUGCUGCCCCCCUACUUUGGCUGUUGUUAGAUUAAAUGGGUUAGGCAGUUGUCACUGCAGGUAUAGGCGGGUGAUGCUCAGGGUGACAGCAGGGGCCUCCCAAUUUUUGUUUGUGGUGGGAGGUGACUGUGAACCAUGACUUAAGAGUGUAUAACCCCAAGUGAGAGAUGGGGGUUGAGUGGCUAUGAGAGAAGGCGAGAGGAGUUCGCGAGGGAAUGGAUUGAUGGGUGAAUAAGUGACCGUGCUGUACUGAGUAUGUGAAAGACUCUGGGGUGUUUUAUUGCAUUGCUCCUAUCCUGUCUGCAAGGCCAAUUCAAGAGAGCAGCAUUAAGUUACUGUUCCUUACCCACUGGCAAUUAUGCUGUGGGGUUCUGCAAGGCACCGUCUUAUAUACAUCUUAUAUACAGUCAUACCUCGGGUUUACAGCCACUUCAGGUUGUGUUUUUUUGGGUUGCGGACCACCAAAACCCGGAAGUACCAGAAUGGGUUAUUUCCGGGUUUUGGCGGUUGCACAUGCGCAGAAGCGUCGAAUCGCAACCCAUGCGUGCGCAGACGCAAGUUGCGAAUGCUGUGGGUUGUGAACGUGCAUCCCAUACGGAUCACGUUCGCAACCCGAGCGUCCACUGUAUAACAUAUUUAUGAGGCAAUUGGGAUUGGUCCUUUGCCAUAGAUAAGUAUUGAUAAAUUGCCUAUUCAGUAUUGGUUUACUGUCUUCCACCUAUAUAAUACCAGGGUGGAUUUGAUUUAAAUCACUAGUCAUUUAUUUAUUUUUACAGAAAGACUCAUUCUUGCUGGUAUAAUCUUAAUAUUUUCAACCAGAUGGUUUCAUUUUUGGAAUAAUACAUUUUCAGAGUAGUUUUUACAGUUCUAUCAAAAAUUACUGAUUUGGUUAUACUAUUAGAAAUACAUAGACAGAUAAUCAUGAAAUUAUUGUGAGGUUUAAUAAGUUAAUUGUUUAUAUUUGGACAACUUUUCUGCUGUACUUUAUUGGAAGGAGAAAAAUAAUCUUUUCCUUAAUAACAAUUUAAACAAUUUAUUUAACUAAAACAAUAACAUUGUUAACUGAUGUGGCUAAACAAUUAAAAAGAAACAAAAAACUUAGACUUAGUUUUAGCACACAUGAAAAAUUUAAAACAAAUCCUUAUUUCAUGAUGAAUACCCUUUGGACUAUAAUGUAACUUAAAUAGAAAACUAUCUUUAGAAAGAUUUUUCCUCCAGAAGCAUUUUAUUUUAAAAAUCCAAUUUAAAUUUUUAAAAAUCUGAUUUAAAUAAAAAACAACUGUUUUUUUUAUUUUUAUUUUUUAAAAUUGUUGAUUUUUAUCCACCCUGUUUAAUACCAAAUUACACUUAGACAUAGAUGUUUAUAAUACCAUCAGCAAAAUAAAAUAAUCUAGACUGGUUUAUCACAUUUCUCUCUGUCCAUCUUCCCUCACUGGACAUUUUCUUACAUUUAUACCCACCUUUCUUCUAUAAAUGUGGCAUUAAUGUGGUUUCUAAGAGGUAUCCUAUACAGACACUGACCAGACACAUAUCUACUUCGCUUCAGCAAGAUGAUAGCCUCAUCUGCAUUCAGACCAUACCCUGGAACUAGCUAUUUGUUCCCUACCUUUUACGUGUGGAAGGGAUUGAUCGUAUAUUUGGUGAUAAACUACUUCAAACAUUUGGGUGAUAAAGUAAAACAUAUUCUUUCAUAUUGCAUUGUUAAAAUACGCUACGCCAAAUACAACCAAAUAUAUCUGUAGUUUAAAUCUCUUUUGGUCUGUGAUGCUCUCAUGCUCUAACGUAAGAGAUUUUUCCAGCCUUAUCUUGAAGGAAAGCUUUUUGCAAAGAACUGUAAUUUAAUUCAGCAAUAUAACUAUUGCAGUUUAUAUUGCUUACGUGAAUUUCCAGGAAUAUUGUUUCUGAAAUCUUGUUAUAGAAACCAUGUAUAGGCAAUUUAUAGGCAAAAUUGGCGAGAACCCAAGUAUCCACAUGGUACUAGAUGCAAAAGAAAUAAAGGUUUAGAUCUAGAAUAUCUUUAUUCUAAUAUAUGUUUUUCACCUCUACAUCUAGUAGAAGGGCAGUAAUGGGGGGAGGGAAUAAAAAUAAAAUUAAUGGACCAAUGAUAACCUGUGUGUAUUUUAAACUGGAAUUCAUGGGGGGCUCAGGAAAGCCUAAUUUAUUUUAUGAAGUAAAAUACUGUAUUGCAGAGAGCUGAUAAUCUAUUAAAUGUACUACUAUGCCAAUAGUCUGGUCAAAUACACAUUGUGACUAAAACAGAUGUACUGUAUUGCUAAAUGGUUAGCCAUGCAUAGUAUAUCGUAGCAAAAACAAAAGAGUCUGUUGGCACCUUAAAGAUGGGCAGAUACGUACAGCAAUCCAAACUGAAGGGAGAGCUAGUAGCAAAGUGAUGGAUGAUCCAUUAUCCCCAGCAUGUGAUGGUUAAUACAGAAGAUGGAAGCCCUCCUCCUUCUCUGGCAGUUCUUUAUACAGUGGUACCUCGGGUUACAGACACUUAAGGUUACAGACUCCACUAACCCAGAAAUAGUACCUUGGGUUAAGAACUUUGUUUCAGGAUGAGAACAGAAAUUGUGUGGCGGCGGCGCAGCAGCAGCGGGAAGCCCCAUUAGCUAAAGAGGUACCUCAGGUUUCAGGUUAAGAAUGGACCUCCAGAACAAAUUAAGUUCUUAACCCGAGGUACCACUGUACAUUUUUUUAAUCCCCCCAAUGGUUUCCAUGGAAGGGAAUAAACUAUGUAAGAUGUAGCUGUAAAACACUGCCAGUGGCAGAUCUAUGACCAUGGAGUGUGGAUGUAAGUGCAGUGGCAGAGAGGCACUUUCCCUCUGUCUUAAUCUCCUCCAGCUAGCAAAUGCAAGGAAUUCAAAUUUCUCUCUUGACAUAUUUAUUGUGUGGCAUGACCUUUUGUGGGCUAGAGUCCACUUUAUCAGAUGCUUGAAUAGCUUUACUCAUGGUGACAUCUAUAUGUAUAUAUACAGGGUGAGUCUUUUAAAAGAGGACCCAUGGAACAUGUGUACUCUGUAUCCACGGGGCCUCUUUUAAAGGACUCACCCUGUGUAUUAGUGUAGAAAAGCUGCCUGGGCAUUAAGCAGUAAUGGUGAUAGUGAUGAUUAAUAAUAAUAAUAAUAGAAGAGAUGCAAAACGUGAGGCCAAGAGGCAAUGAAAUGCAAGUAUAGUCUGGUGUUUCUAUGUCAAACUCACACAAGCAUCCUGUAUAAAGCUCUUUUAUACAUUUCAUCUUUUGAUGGAAUAUCACAGACUGCACUUCCUGUAUUUCAUAGUCGUUUGAGUUGAAGGUACACAGCUGUCCCCUUCCCUGCCCUGCCCAUGUAUAAAUUAUAUAUCAUGAUGCAACUCACUACACAAAGAAUCCACCUAAAAGGAAUAGAUUUAGAUGCAUAAAAAUAUCAAUGGAAAACAGUAAUCUAAGGAAGGGAUGGUGCAUUCUUACUUAAAUUACACUUUUUCAGUUUAACUUAAUUGUUGGGAUUUUUUUUUUUUAUGUGUUGGAUAUUGUAGCACAUUUGCUUUAGCUCAUUUCCACUCUUCCCUUUUUCCCCUUUGGACCAUAUUGUAAUCCAUUAUAAUCCCCUGAUUAGGAAUACAUAUAAAAAGAAACAGAGAGCUCAUCUCUUACUGUUGCAUUAAUUUGGCGGUUCUGCCUCACCCACACUUGAGCUUUUGUAGCUUUUCCCCCCAAAUAUUUGGAAGCUGUAAAGAACAAAUGUGUUCAUAACUGCCCCUGAUGAUGUGAUUGUUUAUGUUGGUAUUUGAAAUCUGGUAUUUGAAAGCUGGUAUUUGAAAAGUUUAAAAGCUUUGAUUGUAAAAACCUAUCAAUGUAACAUUGUGAAUGUAGUAAAUAUUUUUCACCAGGUACUUAUUAGAUGCAAAACUCAGCAUGCAUCCUUUCUAACUAGACGUGAAUAGGAUGCAUGCUGAGUUUUGCAUCUAAUAAGUAUCUGAAUUGAAUGGGGUUUAUUCCCAGGUAGGCGAGUGUUAGAGUUAUUUGAGUGAAAUUUUCCAAUCUGGACCUUGUGCAGAGUAGGAAUGAAAAAACUCCACUACAACAAUGAGUUCCAAAAACUUUUACUGCAAAACUAUUUUGUAGCUCUAAACAAACUAGACAUUCAGUGUGUUGGUGAGGGGGAGUUAUUGGGUUAUUUUUGUUUUUAUUAUGUAUUUGUCUUUCUAUAUUGCGCUUUUAUGUUGUAACUACCCUGAGUUCUGCAGAUGAAGGGUGGUAUAUAAAUUUGAUUUAAUCAUCAUCAUCAUCUUUUCAGGUUCUCAAUCACCUGCAUAAAAAACUGCGGAACAUAUCAAAGAAGUCAGAAGCAUCCAAAAAGAAGGUAAAUAAAUAGCUUUCCUUUACCAAACUAUAUUAGUAAAUUUAGAAAGAAAAUGUGAUGAUUCAGUAUUUUGUGACAGAUACCAGCACAUUUCAGGAACCAGCAGAUCUUACUAAAUAAUCUAAUAAAUAUUUAGGACUAUGGAAAAGAAAUCAUUUUUUAACAUACCCCCUCCCCAUUUUUAUUUAUUUAAUGCAGAUAUACCAGUGAUUUUAUCUAUUCUAACAAAUCAAGGCCAAUGAGCAAUCAUACAAUAAAACAAUAUUUCCUGUGCAGGUGGAAAUGGCCUCCUUGUAUUCUUUGCCUUAUCUCGGGAAAGACUUCCCAUGCAAUGAGGAACAGGCAGUCUUACUGUAGCAGCCUUGACCUAAUUGACCGUGGUCCCUCAUUCGUCCCGCACUUGCCUUGUGCUGUUUUUGUACAUUUAUACUAUGUAUGCACAAAGAACAAAGCCAAAAUAAUUAAAGGGCCGGAAACAUAAUGAUGGCAGAACAGGAAAGCCACACUAGCAAUACUUGUGCAUUUAAACCCUCCACACAAAUAAAAGCAUGAAGGGGAAAAGAGCGAGAAUGAGAAUGCUAGCUCUGCUACCAGUCCACUCCCUCUGUUAGCUGGAUGGCUAAAUAGCUGCAUUAGGCAGUCUUCUCUAUUUGUGUUAUGCAUGGCUCUAAAUUGCAUGGGAGGUCUGUACAAGUGCAGAAGGAGGAUACAGUGGAGGAGGGGCCAAUAGGCUAAUCUUAGCUUUCCCUUCGCAUACUUCUAAUUGCAUGAGGGAUAAAUAACUGAAGAGGGUUUUGCUCAUAAGUAGAUCUGCUUCUGCAGUUAUCAGGUCAGGUAGAUGCUUUUGCAGAUCGAUGCUUAAGAGUACAAGCCUAUGCAGGUCUACUCAGAAGGAAGAAAUACGCUUCAAUGGGACUUGUUCCUGGAGUGUAUAUGAUUGCAGCCACUUGAAACAGAAGGCUGCACUGCUCUUCAGGGAGCCAAAUAGCUGUGGGUUAAACCACAGAGCCUAGGACUUGCCGAUCAGAAGGAUGGCAGUUGGAAUCCCCGCGACGGGGUGUGCUCCCGUUGCUCGGUCCCUGCUCCUGCCAACCUAGCAGUUCGAAACCACAUCAAAGUGCAAGUAGAUAAAUAGGUACUGCUCUGGCGGGAAGGUAAACGGCGUUUCCGUGCACUGCUCUGGUUGGCCAGAAGCAGCUUAGUCAUGCUGGCCACAUGACCCGGAAGCUGUACGCCGGCUCCCUCGGCCAGUAAAGUGAGAUGAGCACCGCAACCCCAGUCGGUCACAACUGGACCUAAUGGGCAGGGGUCCCUUUACCUUUACCUUAAGCAUCCUAAUAAGUUAUGUUGAGUAGUAGGCAGACAGUCUACUCACAGGCACACCAUCUACUCAUGAGUAAAUGACAUAGCUUAGCAACUUGAGUCACUUUGAAGUGAGAUAAGUAUGUUUAAUUUUUUAAUUGGAUUUUCAAACAUAUAAGAACAAAAAAAAGGAACAUCGUGUAUUUAUGUUGCACAUACAACAUAAAUAAGACGUUAGAAAUGCAUUUCAUUUUUUUUGGCCAUUAUUAUAUUUCAUGUACUUUGAUUUUCUAAGGAGAAUACCUAAGACAUAAAUAAAUAAAGAAGAGCUAUCUUGUAUGUCUCCUUGGCUGCACAUUAUACCAAUAAUGUCACAAAGGCUUCUGAGAUAUAAUGGAAUAAGAUGUAGCAAGGGAUUUUCAGGCCAUUAUGUAAAAUGACUCUAGCCAAAGGAACCAUCUGUUAUAAAUAUGACAGAUUUAAGAGGUAGAGGGUCAAAUCCUGCCAACAGUUACGUCUGAGGUUACUUGAGCAUAACAUAAUGAGCUUCAUAUUUUUUAUCAAACAAGGGCAAAUGAAGCAUACUUGUUAGAUAAUGAUAUAUGACAGGAGCUAUAAUUUGUUUUAGUCAGAUUCAAGGACAGAAGGAUUUGGUUUUUUAUGUUAACAUAAAGUGAUAUAAACUCCCCCCCCACCUCUCAUUGAAAAUAUGUAUGACAAAUGUAGUAUUUCAGAUUUUGAUUAAGAUUUUUUUUCUUACCAUUUAUAUCAAGACAGACAGCCAGAAUUUUGUCCCAAAUAAGUCAUUUAUUUCAUGUGCCAUGGAAAAUCAACUGGUUGCUGUGUCACACAACAGCUGUAUUUUGGGCAUAUUGUUAUCUUACUAUCACAAUAUAUAACAGCAGUGAUCUCAGUUCUCUGAGUGCAUGUGCUUAUGUAGACCAAACAACACCAUCAAUAUGCAAAAAGACAUGGGGGUGGGUGGGGGAGAUGGAAAAUCGGGGUGGGAGAGGGAAUGAAAUGAAGUGUCUGAGAUAUUGAACAUUAGAAAUACACAUUGCACUUUUUUCUGAUCACAGAUGUCCCCCUGUUUAUGAUGCUUAGGCAAAAUGGCACCUCUCAGACAUCUUGAUAUUAGCUGCCUUGGAGAGAUCUCAAGAUAUGCAGAAGUAAAAAAAAAUUUUUUGAAGGAAAAUCUAAGUGCUUGUAUGGCCCGAGUCUCAUUUGUUUAAUUCCCGUAAGCUACUUUUUGGAAACUUGAAUAACAUCUGUCAACGUUUACUGUACCUCUCCCCCUUUUCAUUGCUUUUCAAGCCUAUAUUGUAAGUCUGCUUGUUCAGUUGUUAAGAAAUAAUCCACACUUUAACUUUUCUGUCUCAGACAGCACAAACAGUCCUGGUGGUCGUAGUGGUUUUUGGGAUAUCCUGGCUGCCCCAUCAUGUUGUACAUCUCUGGGCUGAAUUUGGAGAUUUCCCACUGACUCAAGCCUCGUUUAUCUUCAGAGUGGCAGCGCAUUGCCUGGCUUAUAGCAAUUCUUCUGUGAAUCCUAUUGUAUAUGCAUUCCUCUCUGAGAAUUUUAGGAAGGCCUAUAAGCAAGUGUUCAAAUGUCACAUUGGUAGCAAAUCACCUCUGAAUGAAGGUAAAGAAAAUCAUAUUGACACACCACCAUCUACUAAUUCAACACAUGUGUGAACAACACUAAUAAUGUCUUUAUUUGCAAUGACAGGUUUUCAUAUACGUAGACCUACUUCAGAUAAAAAGCACAAGUGCUCCAAAACUUUAUGUUGGCAAUUGGUAGUCAGCUUAUUGAAGUUCUGUUUGUAAUAACAGCUUCUGGAGGAAAAGGUUUGAUGCGAGAAAAUCUGGGUUCAUAUGGAAAGCACUCUAAUAUUCUUUUUCUGGAAUGCUUUUCAAAUGAAGAGUAUCUUAGUUAUUUUAAAAUUAUGCCAGAAAAGUAAAUCAGAAACCUGCUAUACAUUUAGAAGGGUGUUUAUUUCUACCUAUUAUAAUGUUUUGCUCAUAUACAAACAAAUGCAUUUUUUAAAAAAUCACUAAAGCUGCAAUCCUAACUGUACUUACCUAGGAGUAAGCUCCGUUGAAUGUGGUAGGACUUAAUUUUGAGUGGUCAUGGUUAGAAUUACACCAUAAACUAUUAUUUCUCAAAAUGUGACCUUUUGCAAGGAAAUAGGAUACAAAUCUCAGGCACCUGAGGAUAAAAGUGAAAUGUGCUUCAAAGCUUAUCUGUCCAAACUGUGCAGUAGGUCCAUGUAAUUUAUACCACAUUUACACAAUCAGCCAGAGAUUGUCCAGUGUAAGAUUACUGCCCACUUAGAACAGCUGCUUCACAAAUGGAAUAUAUUGUGGUGUUUAGAUGUUCAUGGUUAAUAAAGCCAGAUUUGCUGCUCAGCUUUCUGUAUAUGAAAACCUGCAUAGGAUUCCCUGGUGUGUAGAUAAUGAAAGAAUAUCAGGCAGACAGAAUCUAGUUUCCAAAUUUUGUCAGGUGCUUCCUAUGGAAAUAGCCAUAAUGGCGGCAAAUUUCAGAUACCCCUUCUCAUGCUACUCUGGCUAUUAAGAAUCUAACAAAUGAGAAUCCACAUUUUGAUACAGGGAGUUGGUUCGUAUGUAAUGCUAAGACAAACUGUGGCUUGGCAUGAACACAGGUUCACACUUGACUUAGCAUGUUGUUCAAAUCCCGGCUCAUGGCUUGUCUUACUCCAGGCAAACCUUGAGCUGUAACUAUGAUAUGUUCUUAGGUAACAGCUCAUGUUUUGUCUGGAGAAGACAAACCACAAGCCUGGGUUCAAACAGCACACUAAGUCAAAGAAUGGCUUAGCAGUGUGAUUGCUGGGGGAGGAAUGCAGGAUCCACAGUUCCCUCUCUAGUAAUCCUCACAUUUACGCUAAUUAAUCGUUUGGUUAAGCAUUACAUGUGAACCUGCUGUAUAUGCAUUUCUAUAUCAAGAUACAAUAUUGAUAGUAUUAGUCACAACACCCGAUGGAAGCUGAACGCUACUAUUUCUUCACUGAUAACUCUAGAUUGUUAAUGAAAAUUUUAAAUUAAAAUUGAAUUCCAAUAACUUUUUCAGCUGUUUAUGAAAUGUGAAAUCUAAUUUCAUGCACAGAAGCAAAUUUAAUUAUUUACUAACUGUAUACCCAACUUUUUGGUUUGGGUCAAAGGUAACAACUUGUGGUUUAUGAGUAAAGUAUAAUUCUUCUUCAUAUCUUUUGCUGUUUGCACAAACUGUACAACAUAAAUACAAAAUACAGUAGGUGAAUUUGGAUUAGUAGCUGUAAUAGUGAUUGAGGUGAAAGCCAUCAUAGGCCAUGGUGAACUGUCUUUUCUUUAGCAUGAUGAUUACUUUUUUCCUUUUAUUAGUAUGAUGGCUUUAAGUACUCUGACUUCUUAGAAAAAAGGACAAGAUCACACUUCAUCUCUGCCAGGCUCAAAUCAGUUUUCUUAAUAGUUUUGAGUUGCAAAGCUAUAAAGCCAAUUAGAAUCAACAUAUUUAAUUUGGAACCUGCUCUUAACAAUACUGUUCUUCCCCCAAGUGUACUCCACAUACCCAGAAUGAAUACAUUAAAAAAAUCUGAACUCCUUGAAAAAAACCUUGUUUUGGAGAGCCAUGGAAAGUCCAUGGAAAUUUUGCCCAAUCUUCUACACACAAUUGGUUCCAGUGAUGCUGCUAAUUGAAGCAGUUCACUCAAACUACAAGCCCAAUGCAUUUAUUCAGUCACCUCUAGUUCUCGAUCACAUUUUUCUUAUAAUGUUGCCCCAUUUUUGCUCCCAGCUCUGUAUUUGGAGGGAUUCGACUGCCACUCAAAUCUUAGGGGAAAAGUUGACUGAUGCUUUGGAGAGCCUCCUGCUUCCUGCCUUCCUCAAAAUUAGCCAAAGCAUGCCUGCCAAUAGCUUUUUAAAAAACCAGCAGCUAAAUGGGCUAUCACAAAUGUCACCUCCCUUUUCCCUAUAAUUCAAGCACUGAAUGUGACAGCAAUGAAGAAAAUUGAACAGUGCUUCCUGAGUGACUUGACAUUUUGUUCUGUAGGAUUAUUAUUGUUAUUUUUUUUAUUAGCUAAUUAAGAGUGUGUCUUGCAUUUAAUAGUUUACUUGCAGCCUACUCCCAGAAGAUCCUUCAUCCUUUAUGGUGCUAUAUGAACUGUUUGAGGCUUAUGCAAGGGGCUUACUGCGACUAGUUUAAUUUUCUUAAAACCCUCCAGAAGGACACAAACCACUUCACAAACGGCUUCAACACUGUUCAGUUUGCCAUGUGACAUUGGUGAGAUGGGAUUGUGUCAAUUAUAUAAAAUAAGAUUAUUUGGGGGCUCAUUGAAUUAAUUACAAAGUUGUUUGUAUCAUAACCUUCCUAUAUAUAUAUUUACAAAUUGACAAAAACACCUAUGAAAGCAUAAAACAUGGGCCUUCUUAUGGGCAAACGUGCAUAAGAGAAAUGGAAAUCUUUGACAACAACAUGAUAACCACAUUGCACUGAAAUCUGAAUAUUUAAAUAAUGGGAGCUAUCCUACUGAAUAUAUUCAUUUUUAAGUAGGAUGAGAGUCAUGAAGCCAUGAUUUGAUAUAACGGUUUAAUUUGGCGUCUACCAGCCUUUCUGGUUGCAAUUGUGUUUUAUAGAGGCACAGGGCACAUCUUUUUACAUUCCAUGGUCUGCGAAACAGAAUAAUGGUUGUCCUGUGAAACCCUAUCAAGUCAUGGAACACUUUCUUUAACAUAUGCAAUUGCUUAGACUGAGUAUGAAGGCUCAGGUCAGUUUUGUGGGACUGAAGGUUUGAGUGUGUGGGCUUGCAACCCUUUGAACACUGUGCCACUUGUCCACUCCAACUACCAUACCAUCAUCACUGUUUUGAAUGUAGCGUACAAUAUGUUCCAGAAGAUUUGGAGUGAUGGUGAUGGAUUGGCCAAAAUAUGAACUGCAGCAGGGACAGUUCCAAAACUGUAAGCAUAGCACUAAUGUUUGCACAUCAGUUUCAUGCACUUUACUUUUACUGUUACUUAUACACAGACUACACAGAGAAACCUCUUAAGAUUCUUGUGCAGGGUUAUAUGCUGCCUUUUUCAAUAAGAAAAGACCACUCAUUAUUACCAAUUCACUGAUGCAUUCAGCUGCAAGAGCUUAGUGUUGUUAGCCCAUGUAAAAUAAUAAUAACGAAUAGGCCAAAUGAAUUUUCAUAAUCCUCAAUUGGAUUAAGAAGUUUCUGAGUGAUGAGUGAUGCAGCAUGAAUGUCAUCUGAAGAUUUUUAUUCACUCAUUCAUUAAUAAUUCACAGCACAAUAAAAAAAAUAUAUAUUCUGAAAGCUUUUCUUAUGUAAGACUUUAAUUGAAGUGAACUACUGUCUGUCAAUAUUGGAAAUGAAGUGUGAACAGAACUGGCUGGAAUUUUAAUAGACAAGUAGAUUUCCAGAAAAAAGGUAUUUUUUCCAGGGCUAGGAAAGCAUAACUGAAAGGCAAAUCUACCUUCAAUUUUUGCACAAGCUUAGUAUUUUGGUUGUUCAAAGCAGUAAUGCAGUCUCCUGUGUAUUUUAGUCAUUAAGGAAUGACCAUUAUGUCACAACUAGGUUACAUUAUGUGUCCAUUAGCUGCAACUAUGGUAGCACUGAGCACAUAUGCCUGUUCCAUCAUCACAAGACGUAGACAGGAAAUUUGGCCUGGGGAAGCAUCCAAAACAAAGUCAUGUCAAAAGACUUAUGUCAUAAUUCUGUGCAUGCUUAUGGGGAAGUUCAAUUGGGCUUACUCCUAGCCAGGUGUACAUAGAACUGUAGCUUGAGUCUGGAACCCAAAGCAGGGAGGGAGGGAGUAAGCUCCAUUAAAUACAGUGGAGCUUUCUUCAACUCCAAGGAUUGCAUAGACCUCAGUAAAGACUAAUAAUAAUAAUAAUAAUAAUAAUAAUAAUAAUAAUAAUAAUUUUUUAUUUAUACCCCGCCCUCCCCAGCCAAGACCAGGCUCAGGGCGGCUAACAACCAAUAAUAAAAAAAGUUGAUUAAAAUACAAUUUAAAAUAUUAAGAUACAACAUUAAAACAUUAGGAUGCAGCCUCUUCACAGGAGGAGAAAGGAAAAAGAAAGAGGGGGAGGGGGAGGGAAUCUAACUGAUUCUAAGCCAAAGGCCAGGUGGAACAACUCUGUCUUACAUUAGAUCAGGGAGAAUGACUGUCUCUAUAGUCUCAUUAUCAACUCAAUUAUUAUUUUUAUAGGAGGAAAGCAGCCCAGGAAGAGCUGCCAUUUUCUACUAAUCAUAGUUACCUGUAUGUAUUUGUAGAACAGGGUUUCCCACACUUGGGUCUCUAGCUGUUUUUGGACUACAGUUCCCAUCAUCCCUGACCACUUGUCCUGCUAGCUAGGGAUGAUGGGAGUUGUAGUCCAAAAACAGCUGGAGACCCAAGUGUGGGAAACCCUGUUAUAGAAUGAGGUAAGAAAUGAUAUAUCAGGGUUGGCAUUGGUACCUUGUGUCUUUGGGCAGCUGCCCAGGGUCUAGCAGCCUGGCAAGGCUGACUGUUGGUGCCUGACCCCUCUUUAAGUCUAGCCACCAUUUUAAUUUCCCACAGGGUCUAUGACGUAGCUUUGUAUUGCGGUAGAUAUUCUGCUGUGAGAUAUUCUCCCGGGCCUUUUCAAAUCUGUGGCCAGCCUGCACUGAUUUGGGUGAGGGGGGCUGUUUCUUUUCUAAUGCCAUUUUGGGAUUAGUUCUCCAGUGCACAGAUCCUCACAUGCAGCAACAAGCUGGAUGCAUCCGUACAAAAUAAUCUCUGCGCAAUCACCUGUGGAAUAGAUUAUGGAUGUUGGCUUGUGGCGGCCAUCAUCCUUCAUCAUCUCGAGCCAUUCAGGUGAAAGAAACAAAUUGCUUUAUGGCCAUCAUUCAGUUUUAGACAACUCUGAAAUAUUUAUUUUCACACUUCUGCAUCUGAUAACCUGUACAAGGAAAAUAUUUCCAAGAAGCGAUACAAUAAAUCGGUGAAAGGGGGAAGCAUUAUACAUUAACUCUCAUGCAUGCAGCUUCCUCUUCCCUUUCCUCCCUCCAGCUGAAAGCCUAGCAAGGUACCUGGCCACUCCUUUGAAUAGGUGUGGGUGGUUCUCGAUGCUGACUUUUCAUAUGUAGAUCUAACCAUUCUACUCCUUGCCAGGGCUGUGUAUGCAGUUAAUGCUCCAGACUUCAUCGUUAUUACUGGGGUGGAUCCGGACUAAAUUAGUUGCACUUUGUUCCCAUUGAGGAUGGAUUUAAUCAUGACUUGACUUAAACGGUUUGAUUUCUGCGGGUCCCAAUUUCAACUAACUUUAGCCUGCAAUCCUAAAUACACUUACCUGGGAGUAAGUACCAGUGAGCACAGUGGAAAUUACUUUAUGCCUUUGGAGUUAUUAUCUCCCAACCCAGUUUAAUUCUUUUUAAAAUUAAUGAAUGUUGCCAUUUGUAAGAGAUGCACUGUUGUCGUUUUUUAAAGUAUUUCCACGAAGAACUAUUACUUUAAAUAUAUAACCAGAGUAUGGGAAAAUGAAUGUACAGUUAUAACCUUAUGAAUGUAUUCAUCAUUUUAUGAUUUUAUAGUUAACAGCUGCUCAAGACUCUGCUCUCUUUACAUAUUAUUAAAACAUAUACAUACAUUUUCAAUCAAUGAAGUGGAAAGGAUUUUCUAAGACUGCAAUAUUAAUAGUGAGAGCAGGAAGUAAAACAUGUAACUAUAUUUGCUACCUUGAAAUAAUGUUGAAUGUAUUUGACCUGUGUGAGUUUCAGGUUUUCAAAUAUGAAUGUAACAUUUGAAUAAUCUGUAUUUCCACAGAUAGUGUAACACAAAAGUUGCUUUAUACUGUGUUUGCAUCACAUCAUUAUAUUUAUAAUGCC
This is a messenger RNA of Podarcis lilfordi (Lilford's wall lizard), 21837 nucleotides long. NCBI's taxonomy places the organism in Eukaryota, Metazoa, Chordata, Lepidosauria, Squamata, Lacertidae. The record is from the annotation of a GenBank genome assembly.